Molecule: messenger RNA, 1222 nt
Organism: Anopheles cruzii
Lineage: Eukaryota; Metazoa; Arthropoda; Insecta; Diptera; Culicidae
Gene: wds
Product: WD repeat-containing protein 5
Exons: 3
Coding region: 23-1066 (347 amino acids)
Cellular component (GO): Set1C/COMPASS complex
Molecular function (GO): histone binding
Source: RefSeq, a predicted model, not a curated record
AGCGUUUACCCCAACGACGACGAUGGUACCGCUCGGGGGCCCAGUUGGCCAUGGUGGCCAUCCGAUUCACAUGCCCACUCCGAUACAGACCGGUCCGCCACCUUCGCAGAGCCAGCACGCCCCAUCGAGCCAGAACCGGCAGUCAUUGUCCGUGAAACCAAAUUAUACCCUUAAAUUUACACUCGCCGGCCACACGAAGGCAGUCUCGGCGGUAAAGUUUAGCCCCAACGGUGAAUGGCUAGCAAGUUCAUCCGCCGAUAAGUUGAUCAAAAUCUGGGGCGCAUACGAUGGGAAGUUUGAGAAAACCAUUUCCGGGCACAAACUGGGGAUCAGCGAUGUGGCAUGGUCGAGCGAUAGCCGCCUAUUGGUGACGGCUAGUGACGACAAAACGCUCAAGAUCUGGGAGCUCAGCUCUGGCAAGUGUUUAAAGACGCUAAAAGGCCACACGAACUACGUGUUCUGCUGCAACUUUAACCCCCAGAGCAACCUGAUCGUCUCGGGAAGCUUCGACGAAUCGGUGCGAAUCUGGGACGUUCGGACGGGCAAGUGCCUCAAAACGUUGCCGGCCCAUUCCGAUCCGGUGUCGGCGGUGCAUUUUAAUCGCGACGGGUCUCUAAUCGUUUCGUCGAGCUACGAUGGGCUGUGCCGCAUCUGGGACACCGCCAGCGGCCAGUGUCUGAAGACUCUCAUCGAUGACGACAAUCCUCCGGUGUCGUUCGUAAAGUUCUCACCGAACGGCAAAUACAUUCUGGCGGCAACGCUGGACAAUACGCUCAAGCUGUGGGACUACUCGAAGGGCAAGUGUCUGAAGACGUACACCGGCCACCGGAACGAGAAGUACUGCAUUUUCGCCAACUUUUCCGUUACCGGCGGCAAGUGGAUCGUGUCGGGCAGCGAGGACAACAUGGUGUACAUCUGGAACCUGCAGAGCAAAGAGAUUGUCCAGACACUGCAGGGCCACACCGACACCGUACUCUGUACUGCGUGCCAUCCGACGGAGAAUAUUAUUGCAUCGGCAGCGCUGGAGAACGAUAAAACGAUAAAGCUUUGGAAGAGCGAUACAUAAACCCGAGCCGGAGAUCGCCGGCUCGUGCAGCGAACGGGCAAAGUUGAGCUAGUAUCGUUUGAGUACUAUGCCAGAAGCUAUCACAAUUCAGAUCCUACGACGGGCUCAACGCAGAAUUCAUCAUCGUGUGUGAACGGAAUUUAAUAAACUUACUAC